Messenger RNA from Loa loa (African eye worm), 315 nucleotides. RefSeq lists its product as hypothetical. The record is from RefSeq and is a predicted model, not a curated record. Lineage: Eukaryota; Metazoa; Nematoda; Chromadorea; Rhabditida; Onchocercidae. Gene Ontology annotation, molecular function: RNA polymerase II cis-regulatory region sequence-specific DNA binding; DNA-binding transcription factor activity, RNA polymerase II-specific. The transcript is spliced from 2 exons. Gene Ontology annotation, cellular component: transcription regulator complex; PcG protein complex. Gene Ontology annotation, biological process: regulation of transcription by RNA polymerase II. Bases 1 to 315 code for a protein of 104 amino acids.
AUGGCAUACAUUAUUUGGUUCAAUCUUCUGUUAUGCAUCGCUUCAGUUCAGAAUAUUCCAGUUGGGCAAAAGUAUGAAUGUCGUCAUUGUAAUACAACUAUGCAGACGGACAAGGAAUAUUCAAAACAUCUUGAGACGCACAAGAAAUAUAACUGCACUUGGCCCAAAUGUAAAAAGGCAUACCUUAGAAUAUGUGAUCUUCAAAGGCAUUACAAAACACAUCAAUUUAAAUAUCAAUGUGGUUGUGGCAAUUUAUUUUCGCGCAGGGAUACAUUACGAAUACAUCAGCGGCGAUGUGACGGAAGCAGUCGUUAG